CUCUGAUAUUGUUGUAGCACUGCUGCACGACAGAACACUUUUCACGAUUCUCCACUCUGCAUCUAGGUACAAACACCCGACUAGAGAGCCGCUACAGUAAAGUCCUUUCCCGCAAAGUGGAAAAUGGAGCGGUGCCCGUUACCUCUAGCAUAGCGUACCGGUAUUUAUCGGGUCCAGUCGUACCUACAUACCUACCUGCCCUGUAGGUACACUACGUAGAACUACAUACACUACCUAGCCGCGGGAGUGUGGCUCCUCCAUCGGCCCAUCCCGUCGGUUCGUCGUCGGGUCACUUUCAUCAUCGCUUUUCCGUCGCUCUCGGCUCUGGCUUGGUACUAAAGUAGAGGUACCUUUUUUCCCAAGUUUACAAAUCCUGCCGGCCCCGCGUCAACCAUCUUUGCUCUUCCUUCCCCAACUUUCCUACCUUACCUACCACAGCCUACAAGCACCUCUGUACUAAAACUUCAGACUACCAUCAUCGCACCACGGCAAUUGGGAAAAGAGGAUUUGACAGCUUUCUGUGGCCGUGCUCCGUUCCAAUGUCAAAACCUCUUUACCAGCGAUCGUGAGCUGCGCUUCUCACAGAUAAAUUACAUACACGAUUCGUCCCGACAACGUCCACGAUUACAACAUCGCCACCUCCAGUGACUUCAUUCCAGACUCCCCACGUUUAGGCAAGCCACCGCUAUUUACCAAUUCUAUCUGGAGUCGGCCAUCCGCCCGAGCCUACCUAGCUUCGAACCGUGCUUUCUAUACACAUCCAGCCCUAGGAACCAGUCAUCCGAAACUCGAGUGCUUCAUAGUCCCAUUGCUGGACAAGUCGAUACGUACCGAAAUCUUCCAUACGGCACUAGCAACGAUCCUCACCCUCUUCCUCGGUCAAAAUGGUUCUCACGCACACUACCAACCAUACUUAUAGCCAUCCUUUCCCGACCGUCACGCUCGCCUUCUUCCUCCGGUACUGCUCCCCGCAGCUCAAUCCCUUUUCUCAGCAUGUCAUGAGCACCGACACCCUUUCAUCACAUGUCGACCCGGCCACCGGCCGUCUGCACACGACUCGCAUCCACCUCAAAAAGUCGCGUAUGCCGCCUGCUAUCAUGAAGAUGCUCCCCACUAGCAUUACGGGUGGUGCCACGACCGAGAAGGCGUCCUAUAUCAUGGAGACCAGCGUUGUGGAUAUGAAGGAGGGCUGGAUGUCGACCGAGAGCCGGAACCUGAACUUUGCCGGCGUUCUGUCGGUGGUGGAGAAGCAGAUCUAUACGAUCCCAACGAGCACUAAUGAGAUUGGAAAUACGACCGACGUUGCCACGACGGUGGUCUUUCGAUCUCGCUUUGGGGAGCGCAUUCGCGACAAGUUGGGACACUUGCACGCGCAUGAAGUUGAACAAGAGAAGGGCGGCUUCUUUUCCCGGCUUGGCGCCCAUGGUAUUCAACGAAGCAUCGAGAGCCUGGCGUCGAAGAAGACCCAAGACCAACUUGGCAAGAGCCGAGAGGGAAUGAAGCUGAUUCUCGAGCGACUUCGCCAGUCGGGCAUCAUGGGCGUCCUGGAGCUCAGAAAGAUGGCACGGGAACGCAACAUGGAGAAGGCUUGAACGAAUUACCGAGCUAGGGCUAUAAUGACCAUCUAGGCCUUCGGUCGUGCUCUGGGGCCUUUCCCCAAGCUUAUGAUUUGUUUACUUGCCCUUGCCACCGUCUUUGUCCACCAUUGGGCAUCAUCAAGACGUAUCCGACCCUGUCCUCUGCUCAAUCUGGGCAAAAAAGUCUCGGUGGAAGUACGCGGACGAAAGACGCAUCUUUUCCACGGCACCGCAAGACGAGUUAGGCCACAAUCUCUGUGAGCUGUCUUUCUUGGUGUCGUGCUGUACACUACAACAUUGUCGUUGAUUUUAGCAUGGCGUUGGUGUAAGGUUCUGUGUUGUCACUGGGUCGCAUACGAUGAGGGAAGUCAUCCUCACGACACGCUCACACGCGAGCAUAUACCCGCGUACCCAUUCUUGAAGUUUGUGAAGGAGGGGGCCGGCAACUACGGCGUCAGCCAACUGAAUGAGGGGACUGCGUGUACCCUAUGUGUUAUUUUAUUCCACUCUCUUUGUGUUGGUAUUGGUUAUGAAAAAGAAACGGUUUUAGCAAUGAAUGUCUCACUGAUGUGUAUUGUGUAUGUAUAUCGUAUAGGUCUUAACGGAAGGCUCAGAACUGAUCGUGCGAAAGGAAAUCGAAUAGGAGACAUGAUGAAGACGUUGAAGACGUUACAACACGAGCGUGAUGCAUUACUGUUCAGCAUUUCUUGUCAAUCUUGUUUUCUGGCAAAGUUCC
Molecule: messenger RNA, 2313 nt
Organism: Neurospora crassa OR74A
Lineage: Eukaryota; Fungi; Ascomycota; Sordariomycetes; Sordariales; Sordariaceae
Product: MSF1 domain-containing protein
Exons: 2
Coding region: 885-1592 (235 amino acids)
Biological process (GO): phospholipid transport
Cellular component (GO): mitochondrial intermembrane space
Molecular function (GO): phosphatidic acid transfer activity
Source: RefSeq, a predicted model, not a curated record